Messenger RNA from Nematostella vectensis (starlet sea anemone), 1483 nucleotides. Its product is annotated as alpha-ketoglutarate-dependent dioxygenase alkB homolog 6. Lineage: Eukaryota; Metazoa; Cnidaria; Anthozoa; Actiniaria; Edwardsiidae. Bases 35 to 772 code for a protein of 245 amino acids. The transcript has 8 exons. The record is from RefSeq and is a predicted model, not a curated record.
GGAACGCCUUGCAUAUUUCAACGUCUGAGAGAAAAUGGCUGAGGAGUCGAAGCCAUUGGAUCUCACAAAAUACAUCGUUAGAGAGGCGCCGCCGACUGUGUACUACAUUCCGGAAUUCGUCACCGAGAGUGAACAAGCUGAUCUUUUAAAACAGGUUUACUCAGCGCCAAAGCCAAAAUGGACGCAGCUCUCAGGUCGACGCUUGCAAAAUUGGGGAGGUUUACCACAUCCAAAGGGAAUGGUACAGGACAAACUCCCACCAUGGCUGUUGAAGCAUGCUACAUAUUUGGGGAAGCUUCCCGUCUUCAAAGGGAAAGCCCCUAAUCAUGUUCUUGUAAAUGAGUAUGAGCCAGGUCAAGGAAUUAUGCCUCAUGAAGAUGGUCCUUUGUUCUUCCCUGUGGUUUCCACUAUUAGUCUUGGCUCGCACACAUUGUUGGACUUCUAUCACCCAUUGAAAAAAAAUACUGAAUCACAGCCUACUGGAAUGUCUCAUGAGGAAACUUCAAAGGUUACCACAUUACAAGACAGAUACUUCAUGUCCUUGCUCUUAGAGCCCCGCAGCUUGCUCUUACUGACGGAGGAUCUUUACACCAGUUACUUACAUGGAAUUGAGGGUCGGGCCCAUGAUAUUUUUACCACAGACAUUGUGAACCGUGAGCAGUGUAAGCUGUCUAAGGAGCUAGGCUCUACCCUCAUCAGAUCCACUAGAAUCUCCCUUACGAUUCGUCAUGUUCCAAAAAUAUUGAACGUGAAAGUGAAGCUAAGACGGUGACUUUUGAAUGACUAGAGAAAAAACCUAAAGUACAAGUACUCCUUAACAAACUAAAUAAGCAUGAGAUAGUCUUAUGACAUCAGAUAAUCUCUCCGGGUAAAGGAAGCAGAGAAGGAAGCAAAUACUUCAUACGUUAAGUGUGUGAGAAAACCUGGAUUGGGGCUCUUCUUCUUCUUCUUCUUCUUUUUCUUCUUCUUCUUCUUCUUCUUCUUCUUCUUCUUCUUUCUUUUUACAGGGGGAGGGGGAGGGGUAGUUUCAAUAAAAUCAGACGGGGUGAACGUCGGCAAAAUUGAUUUUAACCCUGAUGGAUGGAGUUUUGGGCAUUUUUCAACAGAAAUUCUUACCCCUCAGAGAUUGCAAAUUGGUUGUGGAAAUCUUUAUAAGAUAGGAAAAGAUAGGAAAAUCGGAAAAUAACGUUAAAAACCCCCUUAGGAAUAACAAUUGGUUCACUUUUAUACCCUAAGAGAUUACGGAAUAGUAAACAAAACGUUAAACACCCCCUUAGAAGUAGCAGUUGGUUGAAUUUUAAACCCUAAGCUAAGAGAUAGCAAAAUCGGAACCCCCCCCCCCCCCCCCCCUUGGCUUUCACCCAUAGGCACAUACAUUCUGUACAAAGUGGUAAGCCUGGUCAGGGUGCCUGCUGCUACGGUGAUAACAGAACCCUUUACAAAUAGCCCAAUAGAGAACCUAAUAAAACAUAUAUAUAUUUUA